This is a messenger RNA of Cryptomeria japonica (Japanese cedar), 1641 nucleotides long. Its product is annotated as peroxidase 57. The record is from RefSeq and is a predicted model, not a curated record. Lineage: Eukaryota; Viridiplantae; Streptophyta; Pinopsida; Cupressales; Cupressaceae. Gene Ontology annotation, cellular component: plasmodesma; plant-type cell wall. The coding region runs from base 322 to 1413 and encodes 363 amino acids. The transcript has 6 exons. Gene Ontology annotation, molecular function: peroxidase activity; heme binding. Gene Ontology annotation, biological process: hydrogen peroxide catabolic process; response to oxidative stress.
AAGGUAAUGAGUUCGAUUCCCACACCGUUCUGUGCUAAUUUUGUUCUCAGAAGUACAUGUCUUCUUUGAUUGUUGUUGUCUUCAAUAUAUUCAUUGAUAGUUUCGAAGAUCUUUGAAUUUGGGCGGACAGGAACAUCAUAAGUAGCUUUCCAGCUCAAAUUGGCUUCCGUUCUUUCCUUCUUUCUGUAACCUCUGCUUCCUCAAGAUCUUUGAUUUUGGGCGGCAGGAACAUCAUAAGUAGCUAUCCAGCUCAAAUUGGCUUCAAUUCUUUGCUGCUUUCUGUAAUCGCUGCUUCCUCAAGGAUUAGCCCCUGCGUUGAGAAUGAGGCUGGGAAUUCGUUGUUUGGCGUGCUUAUUCGCGUUAACGUUUGCGCUGCUGAUAUCGACGAACUCUAAUGGCUUCAACACUCACCGCCCCUAUUCUUUAGAGGAAUACACCAUCCGGCCUGGAUUACACCAGGAUUUCUACCGUCAUUCGUGCCCGCAGGCAGAAGGUAUUAUCAAAGCCACUAUUAAUGAGAUGUCGGCGAAUUACCCAGGCAUCGCUCCUGCCCUUAUACGACUGGCUUUCCAUGACUGUUUUGUUGAGGGAUGUGAUGCAUCUGUCUUGUUGGAUUCGGUCGAGGGGGUCUUUUUGUCUGAGAAAAACUCGAUCCCAAAUCUCAAUUCUCUUAGGGGAUACGACAUAAUUGAUGAGAUAAAGCAUAGAUUGGAAGCAGUCUGUCCUGAAACGGUUUCUUGCGCGGACAUUAUUGUGCUCAGUGCAAGACAUGCCGUGGUUAUGACGAAAGGGCCUUUCAUUCCUGUAAAAACAGGGCGUAGAGACAGCACUACUUCGUUUGCCGACCUGGCAGAGAGCAAUCUGCCCUCGCCGAACGAUGAAAUCCGCACCAUGAUCCAAACAUUCAGGGAGAAAGGGUUUACGGCAAAGGAAAUGGUGAGUCUGCUGGGGGCUCACACCGUCGGAACAGCCCACUGUCGCUUUUUCCAGGAAAGACUGACAAACUUUAACGGUACUGGUAGGGCCGACCCCACCAUUGACGAGCAUUUCCGCAGCCAUCUGAGCUCCCUCUGCAGUUGGCAGACAGAUCCAGCGGUGGCCUUGGACAAUGGCAGCGCGUCUUCAUUCGAUUCCCACUACUACAGAAAUUUGGAAGGCGGAAGAGGGCUUCUGUAUGUCGACCAGGCGUUAAUGGCGGCGCCCAUCACCCGCAGCAUAGUCGACUUGUACGCUUCCAAUCAGGAUCUCUUCUACCGCGAUUUCUCACUCGCCAUGGUCAAACUUUUCAAUCUGAAUGUGCUCACAGGAAAACAGGGGCAAAUAAGAAAAGAGUGCUCUAAACUUGUCAAUAACAGCAGGAGGUCAUAUGACGAGGCGCCUUUCAAAGAUCCAGAAGAAUCAUUUCCCUUUUAAUGCAUUUCCUCUUCUGAGUGUUGAUUCUUUCAUGUACUAUUUUGUAUAAUCUCUCUUUGACAAUGCACAAUUCUGCUUAUAAUGUAAUCAUGGUUUUUGAGUCGAUUGACUGUACACAGUUCAAUGAACCAUACAUUCUUUUCUAUGAGAUACAGAAAUACCAGCUUAUAUAUUUUUUUCUAUGAAAUACAGACAUAUCAGCUUAAAUAGAAAUUAUAUUUAAUGUGA